AUGUCUUUGACCAAAUCGCGCAAGCAUCUUGAUGUUGUGAGUUUAAUUUAAAUUUAUGUUGUUCGAACAGUCUGUAAAACAUUAGAGAAUGUUUUCUGUUUUUUUUUCAUCAAAAGCUCAACUCCAGGUGCACCAUGGAAUAGUUUUGAUUUCUGACGGCACAGGAAGUUCAAGACCUUCACGUCUACUACUUUCAAAAGGUUUGAUAGGAGAUGAAAUAAAAAAAUAAGGCAGGAAAGAUUUUUCAUGACGAAAAAUAAUAGUUUUCAGAUGAACUCUGCAUCCAAGUUAUUGACGAUGGAACAGCUGAGCCAGAAGAUCAACAGAGGGAGCCAGUUCUUGAAAACGCUACACGCCAAGUUGUACUGACACGGAAACCUGGCUCCGGACUGGGUUUAUCUAUCAAGGUACAUUUUAUUAUGCCUACACACGAAUAAAAAGUUUUUUUUUCUAAUUUUUUGUCUUAGUAGGAAAACUCGAAAAAGAUAAAAAAUGGAAAGUUUUCAGGGUGGAACGGAAAAUUCUCAACAAAUGCCAAUUGUUAUUUCCAAGAUUUUUCCAGGAUUGCCAGGUUUUUAACUGUGAAAUAUACAAAUAUCACAAAAAAGUUUUGAGCUGACGAAUGCGGAGACUUAUUCGUUGGCGAUGCAAUCAUCGAAGUGAAUGGAGUUUCGAUAGAAGGACAGACACAUGAUGAAGUCGUACACAUGCUCAAAACUAGUGGAGAUGAAGUGGUCCUAGGAGUCCGACACUACACCCACAUCACUCCUUUUUUGAAGUUUGUUUCAGAACUUGUAGAAGUAUCAUGUAUAGAAAGUUAGGCCUGCUCAGUCUCUACAGCCCGACGGGUCAUCAAGAACCUUGGAUCAACUUUUUGACUCCAAAAGUUCAUACAGAGUAUUGAAUUGAAAAAAAGCAUAUCUUAUUUGCAAUUCAGACGAAGAAGUCGCACUCAGAAUUACUGCUUGCGGAAGGGAAAGAAAAGUGGCAAGUAGACGGAAAAGACAAAAAAUGGAAGACUUUAACGACAUUGCCGCUGGCUAUGGCUUACUUUACUCGAUAUCUUUGGGGAACCGAUAAUAUUAGGUAUUUCGGUUAUUUGAAAUAGAUAAGAAUUGAAUUCAGGACCAAUUCUUUCGAAGUUCGAGCUGUUGAUGGGAAAUCUUCUGGAAUUGUACAUUGUGAAGAUACGAAUGCUUUGGAACAAUGGAUAUCUCAUAUCAACAAACAUAUAUUGUCGUUGAAUCAGAAAAGUAUCAAGAUGAGCAACAAAUAUUUGCAUCAGAGUGAGCAGGUACGCGGGAUCAAAUGGGGGAUUAUGAAGCUCUUUAUCCUGCAUAUUCAAUCUCCGAGGCAAAUCCUUGUGUUUUCUUCUAAUUUUCUGAUAAUAUGAUUGGUAACGGACUCGCAGUGAUUGUUUUUCAGGAAAGAUGUUCACAAUGCAGAAAUCUUUUCAGAUAACUUAUAUUGGUUGGGUGAACGAAUACCUAAACGAUGACGAUUACGAGCUGACUAAACUUCGUUGGCAGCCUCGCUUUCUUAUUCUCAAAGGAAGUGACGUCUGUUUCUUUGACGCACCGCCUGUAAUUAGAAACAAAAAAACUAAUAGUUUGCAUCAAAAAUGUUAAGCUCAACUCUGAAGACCUCAACAAAUGCGUUUACUUGUACAAAUCUUACGACGUCGCUUUGAAAAUGGUUCGCAAAAGUUUUGAUAAUAAAAUUUUCAUUCCGCCCAGGUGCCAAACGACAAUCCUAAAAAGGACAAACGCGAGAAUUGCUUCUUGAUUGAAACAGCAAUAUCAUCUCCUCACCACUAUCUCUCUUUCGAAGCAUCUGGCACUUAUGAACUUUUUGAAAGCGCUUACAACCGUGCGGUAUACACAACGAUAAACGCCAUGCAGGUAAUCGAAAACUUCUUUGUUUUUUUUUUAACUGUUUAUUGCAUCUUCAAUGUAAGAGUACAUAUGCAAUCGACUUUCAUUGAUUUGACUGUGUUUAAACGGCGGCAGGAGCUGUGGCUUAGGCAGAGAAGUUGUGAAUUUCGCUCGUAGAACAUCAGGUACAAGAGAGGUCGUAGGAAGAGUUACGGUGCCGGCUUUCCAAAGGCCGAUGGCAGAGAUUUAGCCUUUUCGCUGCAUGCAGCUCCCAAUAUUAUCUACCCCAGAGGGAUGAAAGGCUUGGUCGGACUCGGGGGGACUCGAACCUACGACCUUGCGGGCGUUAGAAAUGAGUUUUACCAGCUGAGCUAUGCCGCCCGAAACUUCUUAAUUUUGGGAAAUAAAUUUCAGACGAGAACAUUUGCUUGCAACUACGAAGGACGACCUAGUGGCGUUGUUUUUGAUAUCAAACAAGGAAUUUGUUUAUAUGAUAUUCCUCAGAAGGUUCUCUCUUUUCUUUGAAAAUAAAAAAAUUGAUCGUUUCAGAGUUAUUUGUGGCAAUACCGAUUCCGAGAUUUACAAUCAUGCGCCGACGACGGUAAAUUAUGCGUGCAGAUGGCUUUUUUUGACGACCGAUCACUCAAUUCCGAUAAAAUUGAAGUCAAAGUUAGUUUCACUUCUAGAAUUCGAGACAACUUCUUAUCUUAGGAUAUCGAGUGCGAAGACGUUUCAACUGUUGUUUUUAACCUUCACUCUUUCAUUCUGGCCAAAGUUGUCGCAACUGAUCCUGAUUUCUUGAAAGUCAACCGCCUUGUGUCAACAGAUAUUUAA
Messenger RNA from Caenorhabditis auriculariae, 2708 nucleotides. The record is from the annotation of a GenBank genome assembly. Lineage: Eukaryota; Metazoa; Nematoda; Chromadorea; Rhabditida; Rhabditidae.